This is a messenger RNA of Euleptes europaea (tarantolino), 3573 nucleotides long. It is a transcript of the gene EPB41L1, whose product is annotated as erythrocyte membrane protein band 4.1 like 1. The transcript has 24 exons. Gene Ontology annotation, biological process: cortical actin cytoskeleton organization. Gene Ontology annotation, molecular function: structural molecule activity; actin binding. The coding region runs from base 135 to 2939 and encodes 934 amino acids. The record is from RefSeq and is a predicted model, not a curated record. Gene Ontology annotation, cellular component: cytoskeleton; plasma membrane. Lineage: Eukaryota; Metazoa; Chordata; Lepidosauria; Squamata; Sphaerodactylidae.
AUGUGUGGGGGUGUAAAAGUUAGAGAAGAGGUUGCUGUGCAGGAAGGGGGGAGCGUUGUGCACACAGCAUCAGCCCAGCGGAGAGGAGUGAUGCAGCAGAGAUGGGGAGCCUUUGCGAAGAAUAAUUAGUAACCAUGACAACAGAGACGGGCCCAGAUUCUGAGGUGAAGAAUGCCCAAGAGGAAACUCCACAGCAGCAGCAGCUAGAGGCGACGGCAAGUGGGCCAAAUGCAAUGACCGGCAGCUCUGUUCCCACAGUGAACAACCAGGAAGCUGAUGCAAAUGAGAAGCCAGGAGCCCACAGUGAUGCCAAACAUGCGGAGCAGGCUGUAGACAUGGAUGAGAAGGACUACAGUGAAGCAGAUGGGAUAUCUGAGAGAACCACCCCCAGCAAGACUCAGAAAUCACCUCAGAAAGUCACCAAAAAGCUCAAGAGUGCCAUCUGCAGAGUGACCCUGCUUGAUGCCUCAGAGUUCGAGUGUGAAGUGGAGAAACACGCCCGGGGCCAAGUGCUCUUUGACAUGGUCUGUGAGCAUCUCAACCUCCUGGAGAAGGAUUAUUUUGGGCUCACGUUCUGUGAUUCAGACAGUCAGAAGAACUGGCUGGACCCUUCUAAGGAAAUAAAAAAGCAGAUUCGAAGCGGUCCCUGGAACUUUGCUUUCACUGUCAAGUUUUACCCUCCUGACCCUGCCCAGCUCACAGAGGACAUCACAAGAUACUACUUGUGCCUCCAGCUCCGGGCAGACAUUAUCAGUGGGCGUCUGCCAUGCUCCUUCGUCACACACGCUCUGCUAGGCUCCUAUGCGGUACAGGCUGAACUGGGAGACUAUGAUGUGGAGGAGCAUGUGGCCAACUAUGUCAGUGAGCUUCGUUUUGCUCCAAACCAGACCAGGGAACUGGAAGAGCGCAUUAUGGAGCUGCAUAAAACUUACCGGGGCAUGACACCUGGGGAGGCAGAAAUUCACUUCCUGGAAAAUGCCAAGAAGCUUUCUAUGUAUGGAGUUGACCUGCAUCAUGCCAAGGAUUCAGAAGGCAUUGACAUUAUGCUGGGUGUUUGUGCCAAUGGCCUUCUCAUCUAUAGGGACCGGCUGAGGAUAAACCGUUUUGCCUGGCCCAAGAUCCUCAAGAUUUCAUACAAGAGGAGUAACUUCUACAUCAAAAUUCGACCUGGUGAGUACGAGCAGUUUGAGAGUACGAUUGGGUUCAAGCUGCCCAACCAUCGUUCAGCCAAGAGACUUUGGAAAGUUUGCAUUGAGCACCACACGUUCUUCAGGUUGGUGUCCCCGGAGCCUCCUCCAAAAGGCUUCCUCGUCAUGGGCUCCAAGUUCCGCUAUAGCGGGCGAACACAGGCACAAACACGCCAGGCCAGCGCCCUGAUCGAUCGUCCCGCCCCAUACUUUGAGCGCUCCUCCAGCAAACGGUACACCAUGUCUCGCAGCCUCGAUGGAGAAUUCUCCCGCCCAGCUUCUGUCAGCGAGAAUCACGAUGGAGGAGUAGAGUCAGAGAAGAGAGAAGACAGCAGGUAUGGCGGAAGGACACUUUCCGAGGCUGAGGAUGAUGAGCUGACCACUCCCACAAAAAUCAGAGAACUAAAGCCGGAGCAAGAAACCACCCCAAGGCACAAACAGGAGUUUUUAGACAAACCGGAAGAUGUUUUGCUAAAGCAUCAGGCCAGCAUCAAUGAGUUGAAGAGGACCCUGAAGGAACCCAACAGCAAACUCGUGCACAGGGACAGGAGACUGCCAUCCUCGCCUGCCUCUUCCUCACCGAAACACGAGGACGAGACACCAAAGGGGACCCCGGAGAAGACUAAUGAGAGGUCAGAAGAAGAUUCUCCAGAGGAUCUGUCAUCUGAGCAUGGAGCCGCCUUAAUCAUGGAGUCUUUUACACAGAAAAGCCUUGCUUCUUCUCCUGAGAGCAAAUUUCAAGAACCAGCUUGGGAAGAAAAGGAUUUAUCAGGCCCAUCAGUAAAUGCCUCCUUGAAAGAAGAGAGUGUAAAGGCUGCUGCUGCCCCAGUGGCCUCUCAGAGAGCGGGAUUGAGGGAGGGCACAGAGGAGAAAUCUAAGCCGCCACGGCACAGGGCUCCUGAAAGUGACACAGGGGAUGAGGACCAAGACCAAGAGAGAGACUCAGUCUUCCUAAAGGACAACCACUUGGCCAUCGAGCGCAAGUGCUCAAGUAUCACUGUCAGCUCAACUUCCAGCCUCGAGGCCGAGGUGGACUUCACAGUCAUUGGUGACUACCACAGCGCAGCCUUUGAAGAUUUCUCCCGGAGUUUGCCUGAGCUUGACAAGGAAAAGGGCGAGGGAGAAGGAGAAAGUCAGGUUUCUUCUCGAGACUCUGACAAACCAGCUCCCAAGCAGGAAGAUUAUGUCAAGGACAGUGAUGAAGCUUCCCCUGUAAUUCCAGAAGAGUCAUCAGUUGUGAAAACAGAAACUGUGAAAAAAGCAGAAGAGACCUCUGUGCACCAGAGAAUCACUGCAAUAGAAACUACACAGGUCGAUGGAACCACCACUUGUGGAAGAGAGACAAUAACCACUUCCCACAUUGUCAGCACAGAAACCAUUUCUACAUCCUCUGACCACGGCACCCCCAAGCCUGGGAAGGGAACAACAGAAUUUCGCUCCAUCUCUCCAAUCACCAGCAGUACUGUUGGGAAAGAAGCCUUCACCAGCCUUUUUGGGGCCACGGCGGAAACUCUCUCCACUUCCACAACUACCCAUGUUACCAAGACUGUGAAAGGAGGGUUUUCUGAAACAAGAAUAGAAAAGCGAAUCAUCAUAACAGGAGAUGAAGAUGUGGACCAGGAUCAGGCUUUGGCUUUGGCAAUCAAGGAAGCAAAGCUGCAGCAUCCCGACAUGCUGGUAACCAAAGCUGUAGUAUAUCGAGAAACAGAACCAUCUCCAGAGGAAAAGGACAAGAAGCCUCAGGAAUCUUGACCUUUGGGUUUCUAGAAGUUGGCAUCUCUAUUUUAAUUUGGAGUAAAGAAGGGGCCUUUUAUGCUGGAUUCCUCAAUGAGACACAGAACGUCCUGGCUGCAAGAAUAAUGUUGAGAGACAAAAAAAAUUAAAUAAAAAGGAAUAGCAAAUAUAUUAUAUAUUAUAUAUACAGGAAACAAAAAUGCAUCCUUGCACUGCUGCUAUAUUCUGGAGAUGAAUUACAAACAGCCAACAUCAGCAACAAAACAAAACCGACCACCUCUUCAAAGAAAUUGAAGGAUUGACUGGACUGAUCUUAAAAGAAAAACACACACACACAUGAUGGUAAUAAUAUUAUUAACAAUACAAUAAACCACCGUUCUGCAUGUUACAUUUAAAGGAUACAUAGCUCAUUUGUUGCACACUGAAUGGAAAAGCAAAAAUGCUUUGCAACAAAGCAAGAAAUCAACAAGCAAAACCACAAAAUGAUUCCCUGCAUAGGAAAGAAUCAAAAAAACAUUAACUUGUAUGAUGCUUGUUUAAUUAUUUUCCAAUCUGGGAUGUGUGGUGAUCAUUCUUUCUCCCCACUCCAUGCCACUUCUGUUGCUUCACCUUUUUGGUUCUGUUUAUUUUCCUAACUCGUCUUUCCUUAUUA